CUUCUUUGUCAACUGCGGCGCCUGCGUGACUAAAACAAAAAAACAAAUAUUGUGUUGCGUUUUGCGAGUUGGUGCGAGAGGCGGUGUUUGAGAGAAUUGCCACUUGUCUAUGUUAUUGCAGAACAAGCUUAGCUCGGUGAUAAGUGCUGUUUAGUCCAAAAAUCGUUGUUUACAUUAGGGCCUCACCAUGCCCGAGUACCACUACGACCAGCUGGGAACGGUGGCCGAGCUGUACCCGCUGCACAAGGCAGUGCUGACGUUCCAGCUGAACGGACGCGGCCCCGAGCAGCGCGCCCUCCUCUGGGGACGCCGGUUCGUCUGCCCCAACGGCCUGCCGCUGGCCGAAGACGAGUCCAUUGAUGACGUGCUCUGCAUCAACGACCAGGUACUCUUUGACUGUCAUAUAUACGACAACGAAAACAACCAGGACCGGUGUGGCUGGUACGUGGCGCGCGCCGAGUCGGCGCGCCGGCCCGAGCAGCUGAGCUCGGUGGUCUCCAACGCCAUGGGCACGGUGGUGGAGGUGGGCCCGCGGCGGGCGUUCGUCGAGUUCCGCCAGCCGGGCCGCGUCGAGCUGCAGCGCGCCGUGUUCGUGGCGGCGCGCUUCUUUGACCACGGCGGCCGGCUGCCGGCCGGCACCAGCCUGCGCAGCUGCGUGUACGAGGACCAGAAGCUGCACCUGGACGCGCAGCACCGGCCCGGCCAGCUGCAGGGCGCCUCCUGGUACGCGUGGCUGGCGUGGCGCGGCCAGCGGCCCGAGGUGGAGCUGGACCGCGAGCCGCCGGCCGAGGUGCUGGCCGGGGAGGAGGAGCCGCCCACCCAGCGGCCCACCGCCACGCUGGCCGACAACCUGCUGCCGGCGCUCAGCUCGGCAGAGAGCCGCGCACAGGCGCAGCGCCGACACCAGGACAAGUGGGGGUACGUGUCGUCGCUGCUGGAUGCCGAGUAUGGUGUGCUGCUCUGGCAGGUGGCGCCGCGACAGUACCAGAGCGUGCUCUUCCACCGCAGCGCCGCACACCUCUUCGACCUCAACCUGAAAAACUACGACCUCAGAACCGUCUUCAAAAAGGGAGACCAUCUCCGCUUUGAGGCCGAGAAGGCGGAGCCUUCGGAGCCUUACAAGUGGAAAGCGUACAGUGUUUGGCUGGAGGAGGCGUAAGUGCGACCGCGGGGACAUCUGUCGGCGAGCGGGUAAAGUGGUGGUUCCGUACCGGGGCUGUGGCGGCGCUGAGGUAGCGUGUUUCCCGUCAGUUGGCUCCGAAGUGCCGUUCGUGCUGUAAGGAUAUUGAUCUGGCUGUGCUGUGCUGUGGUGAGGGCGACGUACUUCAGUCAGCGUCGCCUUUAUCACAUAUUCUAGAGACCACGUAUGUAGUUCAGGCUGAUCCCGACAGGUGACCCCAUACAAAGUUCGCGGGAAACUGCCUAUGUACUAUGUAGUUAGUUCAGUCCGUUUUUCGUUUCGUGCACCGCCUGGAUGCUGUGCUCCGUUGGGUCGUUUCAUUAAUGUGAGCUGGAGCGGAGCUGCUCCUCUAAACGUACAGCGGCACAAGAUUUAAGUUAUCCGCUACUUAGCUUUCCAAGAAGGGCAUUGCAGAUGUUUUCUUUCCCAGUUCGUACCCCAGAUAUGGUUAGAUGUAUGAGCCGGAUGGUGACAGCUGGUAGGGUCCACUUCAUUGCAUAUCCCUCUCUCAGUCUCACUAUGCUUCCUUUGCCUUAUCGAUCAUAUCAUUGAAAUGAUUUUUGUCGGCGGUGUGAAAUAUAGCCAAGCUGCAACAUUGUUAUU
Molecule: messenger RNA, 1783 nt
Organism: Amphibalanus amphitrite
Lineage: Eukaryota; Metazoa; Arthropoda; Thecostraca; Balanomorpha; Balanidae
Exons: 4
Coding region: 188-1159 (323 amino acids)
Source: RefSeq, a predicted model, not a curated record